AUGAACGAAGACUAUCCAGCGGUGUUCCCUGCCCCAGAUCCUCAAUACAAAGAAGAUCCCCUUCCCGGCAUUCCAGAUGACCUCAAAGAAUAUCUCAAAUUGGAUUUCGGCCAAGGAUACUACGAGCCAAAGUGCAAUAACCCGGAGAGACGUCCUUAUAUUGAGCCCGUCUACUAUUGGCCGGGAGAUACAAUCAAACUGAAGUGCCGAGUGUGUGAGGAGGAGCAGGCCAACAAUGGGAAGAUCAAGAAUUGGGCCUUUUUGGAUCGAAAAAUAGCUGGCAAGAUCGAUAAAUUGCAUUUGACUAUCAAGAAUAAGAACUGGUUACCCAUUCAACAACUUCAUACUAAGCCUCCAAGGCCCGUGCUAACGCCAGAAUUUACAUGCAAGUUUUUGCUUAUGUCCGCUAAUGAAUUCUUCAUUUUAGUCUCGAGUGCAACACCUAUCCACCGUCCCAAUCCACAUGCCUACCAAAGAGAUGGGUUUCUUAUCAUAACCAAUGUCAGUUUGAGCUACAGUAUCUUCAUAUUUUAUUUUUCAGAGUGUAGCAGCAACUUACGGACUCUAUCGUUGUUUUGAUUAUGACAAGACUGAUAACCUCGACUAUAUCUAUUACCUUAUUCCUUACACUCCUAUACUGGUAGACUCGGCAAAUCAGCGGACCAUCAGACCCGAAUAUGAAAUUCUAGAGAGAGAAAGUUACAAACAUUUCGAUGAAUACCAUCGAUGGAGAACUUAUCCGACCUUCAUUCAAGACAAAAAGAAUGGAAUUUGUGCCGGAGAAUGUAACGACAAGGUGAUAUUACAACAAAUUGCGCCAUCUUAGAAUAGUAUCUAGAUGUUUCCCACAUCAAAACCCCGGUAACUAAAUGGGAAGGUCCAGUGAUUCGUGAUCACGACGUCAAAAAACUGACACACAAGAUCAAUUUGGAAGUUUACUUUAAAUGGGAUAAUUGGACAUCUUGUGAGAAUGGGAUGGAUAUGCAAACUAGGGUCGGACAAUGUUACCUACGCAAAACAAGGCCUUCGAUUGUAUUCAAAAGGGAUUUGGAUCCACUAUCAGGAAAAGAGAAACAUGUUCUGGGGGAAGUGGACUAUGCCCUGACUCUCCACAAACUUCUGGAGAAUGUCCCGGCCUUCAAACAAGACGGGUUCCCGUUGUUUACGUCAGUAUAA
Messenger RNA from Bursaphelenchus xylophilus (pine wood nematode), 1176 nucleotides. The record is from the annotation of a GenBank genome assembly. NCBI's taxonomy places the organism in Eukaryota, Metazoa, Nematoda, Chromadorea, Rhabditida, Aphelenchoididae.